Salvia hispanica is the source of this 1199-nucleotide messenger RNA. Its product is annotated as putative BOI-related E3 ubiquitin-protein ligase 3. The record is from RefSeq and is a predicted model, not a curated record. Lineage: Eukaryota; Viridiplantae; Streptophyta; Magnoliopsida; Lamiales; Lamiaceae. Gene Ontology annotation, molecular function: ubiquitin-protein transferase activity.
CGAUUCCAACCUCCCAAUAUAAAUACCCACUCCCCUCCUCUCUCCCUCUCUUCUCUUUUAUAAUGUGUGUUUAACCUAACACCUCUUCUUCAUUUCUCUGUUCAUGGCGAUUCAAGCACAGCUCUUUUCGGAGAAUCUCGGCUUUCCGCUCGGAAAUUCUCAGGAUUUGAUGGUUGAAAAUGGUUGCGGAUUCGAUAACCUCUGUUUCGCCCCUCAACAGCAUCACCAAUUGACUCAGUUGGAUCAGUUUCAGAAUUCGUCGCGGAUUUCAGUUGAAAACAACGCUCAAUUUCAUCAAUUCAUGACGUUUUCGCAGAGCGUUUCGUCGCACAUAGAGAGGCAGAGGUUGGAAUUCGAGCAGUUCCUCAAUUUGCAGAACGAGAGAUUGAGAAUGGCAAUGCAAGAACAGAGGAAGCAGCAUAUAUCAGUAUUGAUGACGAAAUACGAAUGGAAGAGUGAUUUGCUGCUGAAGCAGAAGGAUGAGGAAAUCGCCAAGGCGGCGAAUCGGACGACGGAGCUGCACAACUUCAUGAAGAAGAUGGAGAUCGAGAAUCUGACGUGGCAGAGAGUGGCCAAGGAGAACGAGGCCAUGAUCGCGUCGCUCAACGACUCCAUCCAACGGCUCAGAGAGUCCGCGUUUUUGUCGGAGAAUGCAGCGGAAGAUGCUGAGUCUUGCUGCGACGAACAAGAGAAAACCGAAACGAAGAAGAAAACGGUGUGCAGAAUCUGCAACACGAGGAAUUCGUGCGUGGUGAUGCUGCCCUGCCGACAUCUCUGCUCCUGCAAAGACUGUGAGGUUUUUCUUGAUUCAUGCCCUGUUUGUAGUAUGCCAAAGAAAGCAGCCAUUGAAGCAUUAAUUUGAUUUUUUUUUUUUUUUUCUCAUUUCAUUCAAAGACGAAAGCUCCUUUCUUUAAUACUUGAGAUUUUGAUCAUUUUUCAUCAUGCGUAUUUUUUUUCAUGAGUGUGAAUACACGUUUAUUCUUUUAUUUUUUAAUUAUUUAGUUUCCUACCAUAUAAAAGAAGUACUUAGGAUGCAUCAGUUUCAGAAAAAUGAACACUAUUGAUCCUCUGUUUCUUUGCUGUAUUAUUCACUUCUUCUUUUUUUCUUUUUAUUUUUUGUGUAUGAGUAGUAUGAGGCAAAUAGAGCUUUCCUUUAUAGGUGUUUUUGGUGAAAUUUAUGUUUGAUUUGAUAAUGCGUA